ACAGUUUAGUGUGUUGCAUAACCAGUGUUGAAUUGAACUGUCAAUUUGUAAAGUUGUUAGUUUUAUUUUUGUAAUAAGUUAAUUAGGAUCAAAUGCUAAUUUAGUGUCUUUCAAAUAUGUUUUUCAGUGCAGUUUUGUGAAAAUUUAUCGAUUGUAAUGGCUUGUGAUAUUCUAGGUCCAGGCUGGAAUAUCUCCGAAAAAGGCUUGGAGAUAAUAACCGAAACCAAUAAAAUCACUAACAAGUCUCAAAUACUGAAAAAUGCGCUUAAUUCUGAUUUGAAAGAAAUUGGAAGCCCAGUUUUAGCUAAAAUACUUAAUAAGAGUAAUGUUUCUCAGGUUGUUUUACAAAUCCAAAAAAUUCGCAAUAUAUCAGCCCCCAAGGCCAACGAGAAGUCUCAAGCAGCCCCCCGGAUGCUAAAACUAGUCCUAACUGAUGGUGAAACGUACAUUCAAGCAAUUGAGAYCGCCCCAGCCCCCUCAAUCAGCGAUAAAACGCCCCCAGGAACCAAAAUAUUCAUCAAUUGGGCAAAAAUCUCCUCAGGUUAUUUACUCCUUGACUCAAAAAACUGUUCCCUGCUCGGGGGCAAAGUCCCUGCACUUUACGAAAAGUGGGAAAUUGCCAAAAGUGUUCACAAUCACCACCGACAAAACGAGGGGCCCCCAGCGUGGGUCAACUUCGGGGGCAAAAUCCAGGAGAUUCAAGACAAAGACUUCAAAUCGUUGGACAAAACUGAAGUGAAGGAAAACACGAAAUUCGAUUUGUUGAGACAGGAUGCGAUAGCUGAGGCCACUUCGGGGGCUGUUAGGAAGGUCUUCGGGGGCGGUACGAAGCCCCAAACGCAGCCCCAGUUUCCGAAGAGCAACAAAAAACCCGAUUUUGUCAAGAAAGGCCCCAAAAAUCGAGUGGAAGUGGACGAAAAGCCCCAAAAACCCCCCGAGAGGGUGUCCUUGUUUGAUUUUCUUGAAGACAAGUUGCCCACGAAUGAGCCCCCCAAACACGAUAAAAAUAAAAAAAAUGCCAAUUUUUAUCAGAAACAAGAUAAUUUUUUUAAGCCUAGAAAUGAGGGGGCCCAAAUGAACGGUUUGAGUAACAGUUUUGAGAAAAUGGCCCUUAAUUCGCAAUUUGCGAGUCGGAGUCUCAAACAGCAUUUGAAUUUGGGGCCCCCUCGGGGGAAAAACCCCCCUGAUAACACGAAUCAGUGGAGAGUGGGGGAUGAUUGUGUUGCUAAAUAUUGGGAGGAUGGCAAAUACUACAAUGCUAACAUAACUGCCGUAACUGAAAAAACCUGUGUGGUUAAAUUUAAGGGUUAUGGAAAUAUGGAAGAGGUGCUGAAAAGUGAUUGUCUUCCAGCUGAAACUAACAAAAAAACGUAUUCAGGACCUAUGGAAUUCAGGAGGAAUACUAGGACGUACAGGAGGCAAUAACAUGAUAUUCAGUGUUGUUUUUCUACUAAUAAAUUAUUUCAAAAUCA
This is a messenger RNA of Tribolium madens (black flour beetle), 1472 nucleotides long. Its product is annotated as tudor domain-containing protein 3-like. The coding region runs from base 157 to 1425 and encodes 422 amino acids. Gene Ontology annotation, molecular function: RNA binding. The transcript is spliced from 7 exons. The record is from RefSeq and is a predicted model, not a curated record. Gene Ontology annotation, cellular component: nucleus; cytoplasm. Lineage: Eukaryota; Metazoa; Arthropoda; Insecta; Coleoptera; Tenebrionidae. Gene Ontology annotation, biological process: mRNA processing.